This is a messenger RNA of Xiphias gladius (swordfish), 1823 nucleotides long. RefSeq names its product ubiquitin protein ligase E3 component n-recognin 7 (gene ubr7). The coding region runs from base 392 to 1522 and encodes 376 amino acids. The transcript is spliced from 13 exons. NCBI's taxonomy places the organism in Eukaryota, Metazoa, Chordata, Actinopteri, Istiophoriformes, Xiphiidae. The record is from RefSeq and is a predicted model, not a curated record. Gene Ontology annotation, molecular function: ubiquitin protein ligase activity; zinc ion binding. Gene Ontology annotation, cellular component: cytoplasm.
AGCAUCAGCAGUAGUACUCAAAUUAUAGAACGCUUGAGCUGUUAGAAAGACUUAAAAUAAUGCGUAUGUUUAUUUACAGUUUUUAUUUUACAAAUAUGAAAUAAAACAGAUCACAGGACCGAUAUGUGAUCUAUUACACAGAUCAGUGUUUAGUUUUAUCAGGGAUUUAAUUGAGUGUAUGAUUUUCUCUGUGAUUAGUGAACGCACCGCAUUGCAAUUUCCCCUGUCACACUUCAAUUGAGUUCUUCGGUGGAUUUUUCGUUUUUACUUCAGUUUUUUUUACUAGAUGACCUCUGACCCCAGAAUGCCGCCAAAUACGACCUGCGGAAAUACGCCGGAAGUUGUCAUCAGGUGUGAAGACCUGCUGUAACUUUGGAAGUGCGCAGUUAACAUGUGUGAGGAGCAGACAUUGUCUCUGGUUGAUGUUCUGGAGGAAGAUGAAGAGCUGGAGGAAGAAGCUUCAGCUGUUUUGGCAGGAAGUGACUCAGAUCACUGCUCUUACCCUCAGGGCUAUGUGAAACGCCAGGCUCUGUAUGCCUGUAACACAUGUACACCAAAGGGAGGAGAGGCAGCAGGAGUGUGUUUGGCCUGUUCAUAUAAAUGUCAUGAAGGUCAUGACCUCUUUGAACUCUACACCAAGAGGAACUUUCGUUGUGACUGUGGAAACAGGAAGUUCACAGAGCUGCAGUGUAAACUUUACCCUGAUAAAGAUGAGGUCAACAGUCUGAAUAAAUACAGUCAUAACUUCUUUGGAGUUUACUGUACCUGUAGCCGGCCUUAUCCAGACCCAGAUGACCAGGUGGAGGAUGAGAUGAUUCAGUGUGUGGUCUGUGAGGACUGGCUGCAUGGCAGGCACCUGGGCUGUGUAGUACCAGACUGUGUGGAGCUGCAGGAAAUGAUUUGUGAGUCCUGUAUGAACAAAAACCCCUUUCUCUGGACCUAUGCUGCUCACCUGGCAGUUCCAGGUGCAACAGUGCAGUUGAAGGAGGAAACAGGAGGAGAUUCAAACACAGAUGUUCCUAAAAAAGAAGAACAGGUCGAUGAUGUCAUCGAGCCCAGCUGUAAGCGGAGCCGUGAGGAGGCGGAAUCUAUCUGCGGACUGAAGGAACUCCAGGGGAUUGAUCAGAAAAGAGUCCAGUCAGGAGCUGUGUUCUGGCCGUCAGCGUGGCGCUCUAAACUCUGCUCCUGCAACACCUGCCAGGAGCGUCUAUCUGAAGCUAAUCUGUCUUUCCUGUUGGAUGAGUCUGACACUGUACUUGCCUACGAGAAAAAAGGAAAGAACAACGAACAGAAACAACAAGGACACGACCCUCUGAUGUCAGCGCUGGACAACCUGAACCGAGUGCAGCAACUCGAGAUCAUCCAUGGAUACAACGACAUGAAAACUGAACUGAAGGACUUCCUGCAGAGAUUCGCAGCUGAAGGAAAGGUUGUGACUCCUGAUGAUAUCCGUCAGUUCUUUGAGCAGCAGCAGAGUCGCAAGAGAAGACGAGUCGACGCUGGACGUUUCUACUGCACCUGAUCACCUCUGACCUUUGACCUCCAACUAACCAUGUAAUAACCAUUGACCUUCUCCUGAUCUCCUUCCUGGGAUCGUCCUACAUCAUUUCUUCACAUUUCCUGCUGAAAAGCUGAUGUUUGUGGAUUUUCUGGACAUUUUAAAGUUUUUAUCCUCAGUUUAUUUAGAUCUUUGAGACACUGAAUUUCCUGUUUUUAAUGUUUGUGUUUCAGAGGUCAAAGGUCACCAACAUUAAUGUCUGUUUGUGUUCUCUCUGUGUUUCCUUUUUAAUGAAAACCAAUAAAACUGAACCACAACACCAACA